AUGAUUCCAGAGGUCUUCUGGGUGCACAGAAUUAAACAAUUUCAUGAGAAAGGCAGAAAUUUCGACAGAUCCCCCUCAGGUGUGAAUUUCUUUGCAGCUCCACCACCUUUGCCGGCCUGCACUCAGUGCUGCAAUCAGAGGCAGGUAGAAAUCAAAUUAGCCUUUGAAGCCACAGAGCUCAUGGACAAGAACCAGCUCUUCACCCUUAUGGAGACCACAGGCACCUGGGCCCUCCCAGUGCGCUGCCCUCCCCCUCUCGACCUCCACCUGCGCCUCCAGACCUCACCCUUCGGGAAGGCCGCCACAACCAGGGUUAAGGGCAUGUGCUCAGGCGCAGGCUGCCUGGGCUUCAUCCCCACACCUUCCUUGUUACGGCCUGGCGGGCGCCGCGCCCUUAUUCGGCGGAGAGCAGCGCGGCCAGCCGCCGGCUGCCGCUGCGGGAUGCUGCGCUCCACGUCCACCGUCACUCUGCUCUCGGGCGGCGGCGCCAGGGCGCCCAGCAGGAGGGGGGGGGCGGGCGCCGCCGCCGUCCCGCUUCCCCGUCCCGGCCGCCUGGCCAUGCGCUGUGAAGGAUGCUCGGCGCAGGCAAAUGUCUGCAGACUGCGGCUGACCAUACCCCCCGAGAGUCCAACCUCAGAGUCAGGUGAAAAGAAGGUUGGAAGAAAAGAACAACACCUUGACCUGAGCAAUGGGGAGCCAACCAGGAAACUUCCUCAGGGUGUUGUCUACGGCGUGGUGCGGAGAUCGGAUCCAAAUGAGCAGAAGGAAAUGGUGGUUUACGGGUGGUCCACCAACCAGCUGAAAGAAGAGAUGAACUACAUCAGAGACGUGAGAGCCACUUUGGAAAAAGUAAGGAAGCGAAUGUAUGGAGACUAUGAUGAAAUGAGACAGAAGAUUCGACAGCUCACCCAGGAAUUGUCAGCUUCCCAGGCUCGGCAGGAAUAUCUCGAGAAUCAUGUCCAGACACAGUCGUCGGCCCUGGACAGUUUCAAUGCCACGAACUCAGCCUUAACGUCUGACUCCAUCGGCCUGCAGAAAACCCUGGUGGAUGUUACUUUGGAAAAUAGCAGCAUUAAGGAUCAAAUGAGAGAUCUGCAGCAGACCUACGAAGCAUCCAUGGGCCAGCUGUGGGAAAAGCAGAGGCAGCUGGAGGUAGCGCAAGUUGAAAACCAGCUGCUGAAGAUGAAGGUGGAAUCCUCCCAGGAAGCCAACGCCGAGGUGAUGAGAGAGAUGACCAAGAGGCUGUACAGCCAGUACGAAGAGAAGCUGCAGGAAGAGCGGCAGAACCACAGCGCUGAGAAGGAGGCUCUCCUGGAAGAAACCAAGAAUUUUCUGAAAGCUAUUGAAGAAGCCAAUAAAAAGAUGGAAGCGGCAGAGAUCAGCCUCGAGGAGAAGGACCAGAGGAUCGGAGAGCUGGACAGGCUGAUUGAGCGCAUGGAAAAGGAACGUCAUCAGCUGCAACUCCAGCUCCUGGAUCAUGAAACAGAAAUGUCAGGGGAGAUAAUGGAUUCUGACAAGGAAAGGUAUCAGCAGCUGGAGGAGGCGUCUGCCAGCCUCCGGGAACGGAUCCGGCACCUGGACGACAUGGUGCAUUGCCAGCAGAAGAAAGUCAAGCAGAUGGUUGAGGAGAUUGAAUCAUUAAAGAAAAAGAUGCAGCAGAAACAGCUCUUAAUAUUGCAGCUUUUAGAAAAGAUCUCUUUCUUAGAAGGAGAGAAUAAUGAACUACAAAGCAGGUUGGACUAUUUAAUAGAAACCCAGGCCAAGCCUGAGGUGGAGACCAGAGAGAUUGGAGUAGGCUGCGAUCUUCUCCCCAGCCCAACAGGUAGGACUCGUGAAAUCUCGAUGCCUUCCAGGAACUAUACCCCAUACACACGGGUCCUGGAGUUGACCAUGAAGAAAACACUGACUUAGGCACCUGGAGACACACACUUUGUACAGAUGGACAAAAGCCCUAGAACCAUGCGGCUCGAGGUCUGGGAAGGGUGACUACUGCUUCCUCCUAUACAAGUUUCAGCCAGAAAGACUGCUGAGGUUCUGAUCUACUUCUAAAACAUGCAGGAAAAGUGGGGGAGAGCAGGAAAGAGAGCUUUCAAGGUCAUAUUUCAAACACCCAACCAUGCUUUACUGGGCCAUCAUUAGCUUUCCGAGUAGACACUGAAAUUCUGUCAGGAGAAUUCCCUCACAAUUUAUUUUCUGGUUUAUUAGCCUUUGGUUGGGAGGAAAAAGGGCAUUAAUUUGAAAUUUCAUGUUAUUCCCGCCAGGAUCAUUUGUUACAGCAUGAAGGUUUUAUUCACCCGUAAAAGUAUUAGAGGUGGUGUUUCUCUGGUGCCCAGAAGCCUGUCCACAGGCGCAGGGGCACCUGGGGAGACCUGACCCUGCCAGGGAAGGGUGCUCUCUCUUGGUGUCCAGGAUCUGUGUGGGGUUGUGGGAGCCACAGGUGGAGACUGGCCUCCUGCAGGCACAAGUGCCUCAUUCCGAUGUGCUAAUCCCUUGGUUUAAUUUGUGCCUUACGCCUUCAUGGGGCUCACUGAAAUCAGUGUAUUUAUUUCACCUGUGAUUUUUCUUUUUCCCUUUCUCACUAACUGAAAGAGAAUUUUGUAUGUUGUGGACAUGUAAUCAUUUAAUGUUUUCAGUAUCAGUUGGUGUUUUUGUUAAAUGAAUAAUGUGUUCAUGCAUGCUCUACUUUGAUAUUAUAACCUAUGUCACAUAUGUUUAAUAAAUGCCAUAUAUUUUGUU
Messenger RNA from Odobenus rosmarus divergens (Pacific walrus), 2736 nucleotides. RefSeq names its product myocardial zonula adherens protein (gene MYZAP). Lineage: Eukaryota; Metazoa; Chordata; Mammalia; Carnivora; Odobenidae. The coding region runs from base 1 to 1911 and encodes 636 amino acids. The record is from RefSeq and is a predicted model, not a curated record. Gene Ontology annotation, biological process: maintenance of ER location; intracellular signal transduction. Gene Ontology annotation, cellular component: intracellular anatomical structure; nuclear envelope; RNA polymerase II, holoenzyme. The transcript has 17 exons.